Messenger RNA from Sordaria macrospora k-hell, 3753 nucleotides. The record is from RefSeq and is a predicted model, not a curated record. NCBI's taxonomy places the organism in Eukaryota, Fungi, Ascomycota, Sordariomycetes, Sordariales, Sordariaceae.
AUGUCGAACUUGCAUUCGACCAACGAUCAUGCCGCUCCCGCUGCUUCGGUGAGCCCUGCUCGGGUUGCUGGUCAAGAUCCUUCAUCUUCCACCACCACAGACUCCCAGUCCGACAAACUCCCAUCCCAUAAAGUGCCCCCGGUCGACCCGCCAGAAGACCAGGAACAUCACAUCAUAUCCUCUUCCUCGCCGUCCUCUUCCCCGGGUCCCCCAACACCACCAGAUGAAGACGAACAUCAGCCCGGACAUCCACCUCCUGCUGAUGUUGCUGCUGCUGCUGCUGCCGUCCCCACUCCCACCACCCUGGUCACAGAUACCACAGAUCCUACCGUUGCACAUGCCGCACACCAGGCUGCUGCAGACCAGAUUAAAUACCACCGCGGCCCUACUGCUUAUCUCCAGAGACACCCUUCCGGUCCUGGCGCUUCCUUGCUGACCCAGGCUUUUGCUACAGCUCGUGGCACACAUAAUAACAACCCCUACACCCCCCAACAACAACGGCCAGCUGAUACCACUCCUACAACUACUCAACCUCAACCUCAACCUCAACCUCAACCUCAACCUCAACCUCAACCUCAGGCCGUCCCGUCUCAUCCUCCGUCCGCCGUUCCGUCUGCAAGUCAUACCAGACAGCCACUACCACCACCACCACCACCACCACCACCACCACAAGACCACCGUUAUGAACAGCAGUCCUCUUUCCAAGAAGAAGAAGACGACGCCUUGACCCCGAAAGCCGGCUCCCCUCGCAAUACCAAUUUCCACAAGACACACACCAUGCCGUCCAUGACUGCCACCGUCACUUCGACCGCCACCAUGACGGGCCCUCCGUUGGGUGGGGUCAUCGAGCUCGAUCUGCGUCAGGUCAACUCCAUGCUCAAGGGACAUCGCGAAUACCUUACAAAGAACAAGGGUCGGGGAAGGUCUCUGGAACGGACCGAGUCCAAAGAUGGUGCCGAUAGCAGCCAUCCUGUCGUCUCCUCCAAGCUCUCAGAAUCCCCCACCGCUCUGAACAACCAUGAUGGAGCUGCUGACACCGGUGACAAUGCUAUUCCCAGGCUGCGCAAGGAUCAACGAGCACAGACGGUUCCCGAAAAAGCAUGGUCCAUUGGCGUGGGAGAGCUGACGGACGACCAGGAUGGCAUGGUCGAAAAGUCCAUUACCGAGGUCCUGGCCGGCGUCGAGCCCAAUGCCCGCAGCCGCAAGGCCAGCCACAGUCUCCGCUUCUUCAAGGAGGGUCUGCCUGAUGAAAAGUCCAAGAAGAAGGAUACCAAAAAAGAGAGGCUCCCCUCGACCGCCGAAACGGCCGAGGAGACAGAGACAGAGGGUGAAGGGAAGUCACGGACUACUACUGUGCCCGCAUCUACAUCAGAGGACACGCAGUUACCCGAAACUGACGGACCAGCCCAGGCUCACUCUGUUCCCUUGCUCACUCCAGAAACUCCGGCUAGCGAUAAACCCGCUGACGAUUAUUUCCUAUCCAAGCCGGUUGAGGAGCCGGCCCAGGUAAAGCAGCAGCAGCAGCAGCAGCAGCAGCCUCCUGUUACUCCGGGUCGCGAGCAUACGAGUGCAGUCCAAGAUACUAUUACAGAGUCUGGCAAAAAGUCUCCGUCGUUGGAUCGCAAGCCAGAGCCCCGACGCAAGUCUGAUGCUAGCAUUGACGGUGGAUCGCAUACGGAGGAUGGCGAAGAGUCUGGGGAGGAAAAGAUUUCGUCGGCCGUAUUCCUACCGCAUCAAGGCCCCGAGGAGGCUGAAGAGCACUCCGACGAGCCUGGCACGGCUUCAUCCCGAGCCGCGCUUCCGUCAAGAACACAUUCUCGAGCUGAAGAUUUCCAUCCGUGGCUUGUGAAAGCUGGGACCGAAGCUGCGCCAACAAACGGUGCCCAGCCGGCACAGCCAGAGCAGCGCAUCAUCAGCCAGUCGAUGCAGCAACCAGCGGGUCAGAUCCCUACUGUCACCUUUGUUGAUAAUCAACACAUUCUCCCGCGGAGCCUGAUCCAGCCAGCAUUGGCCUCGUCAAGCUCCUUCACCCGUUUCCGGAGUGCCUCGGCUUCUGUCCAAGGGGGUAGGACUCCCAAUGGACAAUGUCAUACUGAGAACCCCAGCCACAUGUUGCGGCCAAGGCUGGAGGACCGGCAUGCUAACAGCUGGGGAGCCACCAUGGUGAACAAGCGACUGCGUAACGAGGUGUUCAAUGACGCCUUCCUCAAGCAGCCCAUUGCCGUUCACCGUCACAAGAAGGGUCAUCAAAGACCGUUCUCUCGGAGAAGUCUGCAGCCAGUACUCCGCCAUACCGAGUCUGAUCCGAACUUGGAAGUCGCUCAAGAUGCCAAGCCGCGAGCCAGCAGUGCCGGUGAGGAGUCGCGCCUCAAGCCCAGCGACUUGGUACGAAGCGAGGAGAACCUGGCCACCACCAGACCGCGCAGCUUCAGGGAGGAAGGAGUGGAAGACGACGGGCCUAAGGACGUGACGGGGACUAGUGCUCCUGAGCCAGAGAUCCUGAAGGAUGCGUCGCCCGCUCAGCCCGUGAAGAAGCGUCGGUACUCCGGGACUGGACUGAGGAGGAAGCCCAAGGACGUUCAGGAUGCACGCGGUGACCUGCAGUACUUUGAGGAGGCUGACUCGGCUGUUUACAAGGCUGAUAAUGACAAGGAGGUGUUUGAGGUCAAGUGUGUUGAUGGUAAGGAUUUCGCGGCACAGGAGGACAUUGGACCGUUGGACACCACGCACAAUGGCACCAACGGUGUCAACGGUGUCAACACCGACAAUGCCAUCGCCGACGAGAAUGAACUUCACAACGAAAUCGCCAAGAUCCCACGGCCCAUCAACCCCAAAGAAGCCCAAACACAAACCGACUCCCGCGUCGAGUACUUCUUGCUACUCGAAGACUUGACGGCAGGCAUGAAGCGUCCCUGCAUUAUGGACCUCAAGAUGGGCACCCGCCAAUAUGGCAUUGAAGCCUCCCCCAAGAAGCAGAAAUCACAACAAGGCAAAUGCGCCAAGACCACCUCCCGCGAGCUCGGCGUGCGCGUCUGCGGCCUGCAAGUCUGGGACGUCGCCACCCAAUCCUACGUCUUCAAAGACAAGUACUACGGGCGCGAUCUCAAAGCCGGCCAGGAGUUUCAGGAUGCCCUCACGCGGUUCCUGUACGACGGCGUCGACCGCGCCUCCAUCCUUCGGCACAUCCCCACCGUUUUGCACAAGCUUUCCGAGCUAGAAGUCAUCAUCCGUCGUCUCAAGGGAUAUCGUUUCUACGCCGCUUCCCUCCUAAUGUUCUACGACGGCGAACCUUUGCCUCCUCCUACGCCCCCCACCUCUUCAACAACCACGCACUCGGAAUAUGACACUGCAGUGGAAGACUAUUAUUCUACCGACUUUGCAACUGAUAACGACGACGCUACCUCCACUAACAAACACCGCACCCCUUCCGCUCUUCGCGGUAGCAAUGGAGGAAAGAAAAAGAAGGGCAAGCAUGAAAUCGACUUCAAAAUGGCCGAUUUCGCCAACUGUGUAACAGCUGAAGAUCUCAAAGCCAAUGGCAUCGAAGGAAAGCCUUGCCCGCCGCAGUUCCCUGAGGAACCGGAUAAUGGGUUUUUGAGAGGCCUCAGGAGUCUGAGGAGGUAUUUCUUGAGGAUUCAGAGGGAUGUGAGGAGGGAGCUGGGGAUGGGGACAUGGAGGGCGGUGGAUGAGGAGAUUGAGAGGGAGAUUAUGGAGGAGGAUUAUGCGGGGGAUGAGGGGUAUGUGUCGGAUUAG